CUCAGUCUUGCUCUACACGCGGAGGUGGACGGACGUGCGCACUCAUCGCCUCCUGCAUUAGGUUGCAUUCCUCCUUCCACCGAGCACAAAUUUCUUUGACAGAGAGGCCACGAUGUGGAGUGGUGACCACUGCUAGGAGAGAAGCGGCCGCGGUGGGGGUGCGGUACGACACCUCCCUCACCUGGAGCAUGGAUGCCACAACUUCCCAGACGUAGGAGAGUGGUGUGUCCUGAGACAGGGAGCAGCGUGGAGCGAGGACAGGCGGGGGACGCAGGAGAGGCAGGCCACACCCCCCCCCCCCUGGAUGGAACUGUGGGCAGGUUGCUUCUCUCCCUCAGCCUCUCACCUCAGCGGGAGCCAUGAAGGCCAGACACUUCGGCAGGCGCUUCUCCCUCCAGCCGGCGCUGUAUGAGGAGGACCCGCCAUCAGCCAGGAGCAGCCAGCAUGACCCGCCGGCAGCAGCAGCAGCAGGCAGACGAGCAACAGCAGCAGUAGCAGCAGCAGGAGGAGCGGGGCCCUCAGGGGCGUGCCCGGGCGUGGGGGCGGCCACUCCUGAGGGCUGUGAGGGCCAGACCAGGAGGUACAGAGUGGUGGUGAUGGGCGCCGCCAAGGUUGGUAAGACCGCCAUCAUCAACCAGUUCCUUUACGACUCCUUCACGCCCAAGUACACCAGGACGGUGGAGGAGAUGCAUCAUGGCGAGUACGAGGUCUCGGGCAUGUCCCUCACGCUGGACAUCCUGGACACGUCUGGCUCCUACGAGUUCCCGGCGAUGAGGGAACUCUCUGUCAACACGGCCGACGCCUUCAUCCUCGUCUACUCCAUCACUGAUGAUGAGUCCUUCCAGGAGGUGCGACACCUUCGGGACUUCAUCCUGCAGACGAAGAAGGAGACGGUGCCCAUCGUGGUGGUGGGGAACAAGGCAGACCUGGAGGAGCAGCGAGCGGUGCCUCAGGAGACGGCAGAAACCAUCGUUUUGGUCAAAUGGGAAAAUGGUUUCCUGGAAGCCAGCGCUAAGGACAAUCUUAAUGUCCUCCACAUCUUCAAGGAGCUCUUGAACCAGGCCAAGAUUAGGUAUGCUCUGAGUCCCGCCGUGAAGAGGAGGAGACAGUCCAUGCCGAACGUGGGCAUGCAGAUCACCCCGGCCCAGCUCUCCCACCUCCACCACAUCAGGCAGAAGAGCAGCGGCAAGCGCAACUCUUGCGUCAUCUCCUAAGCCAUGUUGGAUAUAUUCUUGUUGGGGGGGGAGGGGAGAGAGAGGUUCUAUUUUUUAAAUGGUAAGAUAGAAUUUUACCACAUUAUAAGAGGUUAAACAUGACUGAAUGACCUGUAGAUGUAUCCAACACGGUCGACUCGAUAAGAUGUCGCUUUAGCUUAUACAAAGUCCUAACAGGAAUCUUGCGAUUGUAUUCGUUAUAUAUAUAUAUAUAUAUAUAUAUAUAUAUAUAUAUAUAUAUAUAUAUAUAUAUAUAUAUAUAUAUAUAUAUAUAUUUAGUUUGUGAGGAAACACGAAAAUGGACGAUGAAAAAAUUAUUUGUUCACCAUUGUUAAAAGGCGAAUAUAAAAUGUAAUGUUAAUAUGAGAGCUAACAGGUGGAACACGUGCUGACAGGUUCACCACACACCUGUGGCAGGACUCAUGACAGGUGUGGCAGCUAUGGAACAAUGCUAGAUGCAGUAACUACAGACAAUGAACAUUGAUGUGACACUCUCAGAAAAUGGAUAUAAACAUUGCACAGAAAAUGGACACCUUGGAAAAUGGACAUUUAUGUGACACUUUUGGCCAAUAUCGCCUCAAUAUAAAGCCUUUGAUUACCGGAGCGUUACGGGCGCAGUGGCCACACCGCCAGUCAGUCGAGGGUGUAGGUGUUACUGUGUAGUGCUGAGUGUUACUGGGAGGGUGUAGGUGUUACUGUGUGUGGUGCUGGGUGUUACUGGGAGGGUGUAGGUGUUACUGUGGGAGCGGCGACGGUCAGUGAGCGCAGCCUACUCACGUCCAAGCCCCUCGAGGUAAACAAACACCCGCCCUCAACACAUUCAUGAUGGUUCCCCAUUCAUCGUCCAGGAAAUAAAUGUUGGUACAGUCCUUGUGUUCACUUGUCAGCCUCACCAUCCCACAAGCACAAGUAUCUGACGUAUAAAUGAUAUAACACGAACAAAACUAACCAUGUUUACAUUUCUAUUAAGCAUGUAGGAAUAAAGGUGGAUGCAAUGUAGCUUUGUUAAAGUAUUUCUGCCAGAUUUGUUUUAAAGCUAUUAAUAAUUCUUAACCUUCACUGUAAUUCUAUAUAGUCCUUGUUAGUAGUAAGUAAGAGCGCUCUCGAAAGGCCAAACCAAAAAUACCCAACUCCCCGAAGACAAACAGCCAGUGUAUAUAUAUCAUCGGUGAAGGAGCUUAUCCCAAUUGGGGCAAUAUUGGAACAGUACAGUGGGAGGGAAGUGAGACCCGUCGCCUCCCCCACACUCCUACACCACCGUGUCUGGGCAGACGUUUGUGAGCUCUUUACCAAUAUAUUACUCCAAAAGGUUUGCUUGAUGCGUCACACCAGUAUGGGUGAGGGUUGCCUGCUGCACCAGCACCCACACAGGCCCGGGCACACCACCCCACACACCACAAUACACUCCUUCUUGUUGUUGUUUUAGAUUCAGCUACUGGGAAGAAAAAGUUGCAAGUAGCACGGACUAUGGUGAGCCCGUAGUGGACCUACCUGGCACAGGAGCGGGGCUGUAACUUGAGAACGUACUCUUAAUGCACUCUCUAUAUUCUCCACAAAGUAAUACUGAAAUUGCCUCCUCUAUUCAUUUUAAUCACUCCUUUAAUAAGGCUUUUCAGUGGCUGUAAAUGGCUUUACGGCUUUACGGUGGCUCAAGUCGCUCUCAGGUUUCCAGCCACUUUAUCAAAUCCUUUUCCAGGGUUUCCAAUAGCUUGAAUAAGUCCUUAUCCAGGCUUUCCAGCGACUAGUAAGUCCUUAUCCAGGCUUUCCGGUGGCUUUUUAUUCAGUCAAUAUCCAGGCUUUCCAAUGGCUUCAACAAUCCCUAAUCAGCAUUCUCCAAUCCAUUUAAUAAGUCUAUAUGUCUAAUCUCCGGUGGCUAUUAAGUCUUCGUCUUGUCUUGUGAGUAAGUUAAUUUAAUAUAAGUUUUUAUAUUGGAGUAGAGGACACAGUAGAGGGGCAGGGAGGUCAUGGCAGCCGGCGACACCUAGCACAGUCCAGGGACGACGGUUCGAUCCCAUUGUAUGGCCUUAAUAUUUUCUCACAGAUAUAUAACGUUUUCUGUUCUCACUCUGCGCAUACUUUUCAUACUGAAGUGAGUAUGCGUCAAGGUUCGUAUGACGUUUAGUGCUAGAGUUAACCAUAAUUUAAUACAUUUAUCUUCUCAACUUGGUACUUUCUGAAAUGCAAGUUGCAUCAACGUGAUGCAGUGUACAGUAAUUAUUUAUUUAUUAUAGUUAUUAUAUAGUUAUUAUUAUAGUUAUAGUUAUUCGCAAACAAUGAGAAUUUUUACAAGAGUCGCCAGUGGAAUGCACACACUCCCUUGCCUACACCUUCAUGUUGGCAUCAGUGUGGUCGCUCCCACCACACACACAUGACUCUUGAGUCACCCCACAGGUGGCACGGGCAUGAAUAGCCCGUAAGUGGUAGAUUUCUUUGAGUGAAUGUGACCUAUGGUGGAGAAAACACACAGAGAGAGUGCCUCUUUAGUAUAUAUGUGCUCUGAGGUCAUGACCUAGUUCUCAUUCACCUGCUUUUCCACCUUCCGAUAUUCCCGCUUCGUAAGUUCCCGCUUCGUAAGUUUCCGCUUCUAAAGUUUCCGCUUCUAAAGUUCCCGCUUCUAAAGUUUCCGCUUCUAAAGUUCCCGCUUCUAAAGUUCCCGCUUCUAAAGUUCCCGCUUCUAAAGUUUCCGCUUCUAAAGUUCCCGCUUCUAAAGUUCCCGCUUCUAAAGUUCCCGCUUCUAAAGUUUCCGCUUCUAAAGUUUCCGCUUCUAAAGUUUCCGCUUCUAAAGUUCCCGCUUCUAAAGUUUCCGCUUCUAAAGUUCCCGCUUCUAAAGUUCCCGCUUCUGAAGUUUCCGCUUCUAAAGUUCCCGCUUCUAAAGUUCCCGCUUCUAAAGUUCCCGCUUCUAAAGUUCCCGCUUCUAAAGUUCCCGCUUCUAAAAUGUAAAUUCCCCUGGG
This is a messenger RNA of Procambarus clarkii (red swamp crayfish), 4165 nucleotides long. RefSeq names its product ras-related protein Rap-2b. The record is from RefSeq and is a predicted model, not a curated record. Lineage: Eukaryota; Metazoa; Arthropoda; Malacostraca; Decapoda; Cambaridae. Gene Ontology annotation, molecular function: GTP binding; GTPase activity.